AAUCGCCACUUCCGGUGAAUUUUUCAAACUUGGAAAAAUGCCGACUUUUAAAGUGAACGUCAGGUGGGGCAAAGAGAAGUACGAGAGCGUUGAAUGCAACACAGAUGAACCGCCGAUACUGUUCAAGGCUCAGCUGUUCGCCUUGUCGGGGGUGAUGCCUGAACGUCAGAAAGUCAUGAUCAAAGGCAUCACUUUGAAGGAUGAUGAUAACUGGGGAACAUUCAAAAUAAAGAAUGGUGCCACUCUAAUGAUGAUGGGAACUGCGGAGGAGAAUGCUCUUAAAGAGCCUGUGGAGAAAACGGUUUUCCUUGAGGAUAUGUCAGACUCCCAGAGGGCAGCAGCUAUGGAGUUACCAGCCGGUCUUACUAACCUUGGAAAUACAUGUUACAUGAAUGCAACGCUACAGUGUUUUAGAGCAGUACCUGAACUGAAAGAAGCCCUCAAAAACUACCAGGGGUCCAUGUCAUUAUUGGGUGGUAUGGAUGAACAAAUGGACCCGCAAAAACAGAUCACUGUAGGUAUGCGAGAUGUGUUCGAUAUGAUGGACAAAAGGUCUGAACCCAUUCCACCAUUUAUAUUUCUACGAAUACUACAUACAGCAUUCCCGCAGUUUGCGGAAAAAACUGACCAAGGAGGUUAUGCUCAACAGGAUGCCAAUGAAUGCUGGACACAGAUGAUGAGAUGUUUACAACAGAAGCUGCCUACUGAGAAUGUGGGGGACACUGCAUUAGUUGCCUCAGCCUCAGGGGGAACGUCAGGAUUUAUUGACAAAUAUUUUGGCCUCGAGUUGGAGACUACUAUGAAAUGUGUGGAGAGUGAAGAAGAAGAACCAACACAUUCAAAAGAGAUACAGUUCCAACUUAGCUGUUUUAUUGAACAAAAUGUGAAGUACAUGCAUACAGGAUUAAAGUCACGAUUACAAGAACACAUUACAAAACAUUCACCGUCAUUAGGAAAGGAUGCUGCAUACCUCAAAUCUAGUUUGAUAUCAAGAUUACCCAGCUAUUUGACAAUACAGUUUGUGCGAUUUUAUUACAAGGAAAAAGAAGCGAUUAAUGCAAAAAUAUUAAAGGAUGUGAAGUUCCCGAUGAUGUUGGACAUGUAUGACUUAUGUACGGAAGAUUUGAAGAAGAAAUUGGUACCUGUUCGGAAUAUAAUGAAGGAGGAGGAGGACAAGAAGUUGGAGAAAGUCAGAGAGGCCAAGGACAAAGGCUUGACUGAAAAAGAAAAGAAGACAAGAAAAGAACCUUUCGCAUUCGCAGAUGAUCCCGGCUCCAAUAACAGUGGUUACUAUGAACUGACUGCCGUGUUGACCCAUAAGGGACGAUCAAGCUCUGCCGGACAUUAUGUGGGUUGGGUCAAGAAGAAAGGAGAUGAAUGGUUGAAGUUUGACGAUGAUGUCGUGUCUCCUGUAAGCGCUGAAGAGAUUCUUAAGUUGUCUGGCGGUGGCGAUUGGCAUUGUGCGUACGUUCUCCUCUACGCCCCACGGGUGCUGGAAAUUGAAGAGGAAGACGCCCCAAUGGAAACGUCGUAGUUCUGACUUGUGUUUUGUGUUAUCAUAACUGACACUGGUUGAGGAGUGAGGGCACAUUGUGUGCUCAACUUAAAAACAAACUGUUCCUGUAUGAAAAAGAUGUGACGCAGAAUUCCAAAUGGUGAAAACCUAGCCUCAUUAUUUACCAAUCUGUUUGUAUGCUGUGUUUAUGGGGCAAAAAAGGCUCUUGUAUUUGGUUCCUUUCAGCUCCUGAUUUCAUCUGCCAUUAUUGUGCCCAGUGAGUCUAUUACUGCUUAUAACCUGAACUACUCACUACUAGUCAGGCUCCUUGAUGGACAGGUUUUAGGCCGAUCAAGCUGUUUACCUAAAAUGGGCAUGGAUAGACUAGCCAGAAACUGGGAGUCUAAUUUCUUGAUCCUAGUAUGUCCUGUAUCUCUGUGGUUGUUAUGUGCUAACACUGAAGUUCAUGACUUAAGUAACUCUAUAUACAUAUUAGUGGAAAUUCAAAAUUACGUUGUAUGGACCAUAUUCUCAUCAAUUAAAAUUUUGUUAAAUUAUGUUCA
This is a messenger RNA of Lineus longissimus, 2058 nucleotides long. Its product is annotated as ubiquitin carboxyl-terminal hydrolase 14-like. Bases 38 to 1534 code for a protein of 498 amino acids. NCBI's taxonomy places the organism in Eukaryota, Metazoa, Nemertea, Pilidiophora, Heteronemertea, Lineidae. Gene Ontology annotation, molecular function: cysteine-type deubiquitinase activity; proteasome binding; protein binding. Gene Ontology annotation, biological process: regulation of proteasomal protein catabolic process; protein deubiquitination; proteasome-mediated ubiquitin-dependent protein catabolic process. The transcript is spliced from 16 exons. The record is from RefSeq and is a predicted model, not a curated record.